Entelurus aequoreus (snake pipefish) is the source of this 3684-nucleotide messenger RNA. Its product is annotated as oocyte zinc finger protein XlCOF6-like. The transcript is spliced from 2 exons. NCBI's taxonomy places the organism in Eukaryota, Metazoa, Chordata, Actinopteri, Syngnathiformes, Syngnathidae. Gene Ontology annotation, cellular component: nucleus. Gene Ontology annotation, molecular function: DNA-binding transcription factor activity, RNA polymerase II-specific; RNA polymerase II transcription regulatory region sequence-specific DNA binding. The record is from RefSeq and is a predicted model, not a curated record. Bases 182 to 2353 code for a protein of 723 amino acids. Gene Ontology annotation, biological process: regulation of immune system process; negative regulation of transcription by RNA polymerase II; regulation of cytokine production.
GGCAACCAAGAUGGCGGACUGAGCUGCUGUGGUUUUUUAUUCGGAGCUCAAGACCAAAAGUAUCAAAAUGUACAAUGAAACGGCCACAAAACUCCACGGCAAAUACGACAGUGGAUGUCUUAAAGAUUCACUUUCUCUCAAGCCCGAGCAACUGAAGUGGAGGUUGAAGACGUGAUAGAAGAUGGACGACUACUGCUGUGCUAAGAUGGCGACGUCAUGGAAAGGAGAAGAUAAACGAGAAUCAACAGGGGAGAAAAAGGUGAAAAGUGCUGAUAAAGCAGGCGUCCAGCAGCUGAUUCGUCAUGACAAAUGUCCUACUCAGUCGCAGGAUGGGAGCUCCACUCCACAGCCCCUCCACCUUAAAGAGGAAGAGGAGGAACUCUGGAUCACUCAGGAGGGAGAGUGUCUUCUAGGGCCGGAGGAAGCUGAUCGCACUGUUUUCUCUGUGAAGCCUGAAGAUGAUGAAGAGAAACCACAACCAGACGACCUCUUAGCUCCACUCUCAGAUAGUGAGGCUGAAAAUGGGGUUGAAGUAACUUUGAGCAGCGAUACAGACUGUGGAGGUGAUAUGAGGACUUACACUGACAACAAAGACUCUGAAUGUCCUGAAAAGAAGAACGGUAAAAAAACGUUUAGCUGCUCGAUUUGUGCAAAAAGCUUCACUAAAAAGGGCAAUCGUACUCAACACAUGAAAACACACCUGGAAAAAAACCCAUUCAGUUGUUCAGUUUGUGUUAAAACAUUCUUUAAAAAGUCCGAUCUGGUAAACCACUUGAGAAAGCACACGGGAGAAAAACCUUUCAGUUGCUCAGUUUGCGGCGAAAACUUUUCGUACCGGCGAAGUAUGACUCGUCACAUGCUGAUACACGCCGGAGAAAAACCCUUCAGUUGUUUAUUUUGUGGAAAAAGAUUCUCUCUAAAAUACCCGAUGAAACGUCACAUGUCAACGCACACGGGCGAAGAGCUUUUUCGUUGCUCGGUUUGUGGCGAGAACUUUUUUGACAGACCAAGUUUGACUCAGCACAUGUUGAAACACACCGGGGACAACUUCACUUGCUCAGUUUGCGGCGAGGGAUUUACGCAGAAGGAACCCUUGGACGCACACAUGGCGACGCAUACGGAAGAGAAACCUUUUCGUUGCUCGGUUUGCAGCGCAAGUUUCCCCCACAGACAAAGUUUGACUCGUCACAUGCUGAGACACACUGGAGAAAACCCCUUCAGUUGCUCAAUUUGUGGUAUCACCUUCACUCAAAAGGAAACUAUGGUAACGCACAUGGCAACACAUACAGAAGAAAGAGCUUUCCGUUGCUCAGUUUGUGAUGACAGCUUUGCUUACAGACAAAGUUUGACACGACACAUGCUGAAGCACACUGGAGAAAACCCCUUCAGUUGCUCGGUAUGUGGUAUCACAUUCACUCAGAAGGAAACUCUGGAAACACACGUGGCAACGCACACAGAAGAAAAACCUUUUCGUUGCUCAGUUUGCAGCGCGAGCUUUCUUUACAGGCAAAGUUUGACUCGACACAUGCUGAAACACACCGGAGAAAACCCCUUCAGUUGUUUAGUUUGUGCUAUCACCUUUACUCAAAAAGAAACCAUGGUAACGCACAUGGCAACGCACACGGAAGAAAAAGCUUUUCAUUGCUCAGUUUGUGGCGAAAGCUUUGCUUACAGACAAAGUUUGACGCGACACAUGCUUAAACACACCGGAGAAAGACCCUUCAGUUGCUCGGUAUGCGGUAAGAGUUUCUCCGUGAAAUACACUAUGAUAAAACACGAGAGAACGCACACAAAAGAAAAGCACUUUAGUUGCUCAGUCUGUAGUAACAUAUUUACUGAGAAGGAAGCCAUGGUAACACAUAUGCAAACGCACACAGAAGAGAAUCUUUUUUCUUGCUCAGUUUGUGGCGAACGAUUCGCUCGGAAGGAAGACAUGGCAACACACAAGCGAAUGCACACAGCAGAAAAACCCUUUCGUUGCUCAGUUUGCGGCAAAAGAUUUGCUCUGGAGGCAAAUAUGGUGACGCACGCGGGAACGCACAAAGAAGAAAAACUCUUUGGUUGCUCAGUGUGCGGCGAAAGCUUCUAUCACCGACGGAAUUUCACCCGACACAUGCUCAAGCACACGGGAGAAAAACCUUUCGGUUGUUUAGUUUGCGGUAAGAGAUUCUCUAUCAAAAACUCCAUGGAAAGACACGUCAGAAAGCACAACGGGAAGAAACCGUUGAGUUGCUCAGUUUGUGGUAAAAGAUACUUUGACAAAAGAGCUAUUUUUGCACACAUGAAAACACACAAUAUUGAUAUCUUAGACGCCCAAUUGGGGGUCAAAGUUAUACUUGGAAGAAAAGAAUGACAGCGCACAAGCGGACACACAACUUAGAAUAAAAGUAUGUGUUGAAAGAUUGUCAAAUUAUAGAAGUGUAUUAUCAAAUCUACCGCGUGUAUUAUACCAGAUUCCCUCAUUAUUUAGAGCAACUGCACACCGAAUUGAAGAAAUAAAUCAUCAGCCAAAUAGCGGCCCACACCACUUUGAUUGGUUGAGAACAACAGGGAUGGUGUUUUCCUCACUUGCAUUCUUUUGGCCUUCAUCAAUGAUCAUAAAAGUGUGUUUGUGUUGUGACAAUGUUGUACAAUAUUGUUGUACAUGCACACAAAGCAGUGGUUCCCAUAAACUGCCAAGAUACCUGUGGCGGUGGGGGCGUGGCUAUGGGCGUGGUCACCAUGACAUCGUCAAGUAAUUUGCAUAAUGUACUACAAUGAUAUAAUUUUCUCUAAAAAGGCUCAAAAAAUGUAUACUUACUAAUUAAUAAUAACAGUUUUGUUUUAAACGUCCAUCCAUCCAUCCAUUUUACAAUAUAAAUACAACACUUUAUGUACAUAUUUAUAUACAGAUUUGAACAAUAAGUUAUUCACUGAAAUAUAUUUAUUAAUUGUGGUUCUUACAAAAAAUAUAUCUUAUAAAAUAUAAAAGCUAAAAUGCUCUUAAAGCUCUGCCCCUUUAAUUAGUGCAUACUAAAUAAUUUAACUUUAGCCUACUACUACAAGCAUAUUAUUUACCAGCAACAUAAAGUGAAACAGAGGCAGAGGUGUCCUGCCACAGUCAGUAACAAAUAAACAGAAAACCGUAGUGGUCAAAUACAAAUAAGGCAACAAGAGAAGUAUCCUACACUUCUCUUUUGUAAAAUAAAUGUAAACAGCCUAUAUGGGCAUCUACAUCAACUACAUGAUUUGCCCGAGAAGCUGGACAGGACAAAAAAAAAAAAUUAUUUUUUUUUUUUUAAAUUUUUUUUAUUUAUUUGUGGCGGACGUAAUUUUUUCGUGGCGGUCCGCCACAAAUAAAUGAAUGUGUGGGAAACACUGCAAAGUGUAAGUUACAACAUAUCCUCUAUGUUCAACAACACUUACACUUGUUUUAAUGCCGUUAUAAGACAAACAAAAAAUGAAGUAGACAAUGACUGUGGUGUCCUCUUUUUGGACAGAAGAUUUUUUAUUUUGUUAAUGUGUUGUUGUAAAUAUCUUAAGGACUCAAUUAAGAAAUUGAAGAGACUUAAUUGGCAUAACAGCAGACUUGAGCUGGCACAAAAUUUAGUACGUCCCAGAUUUAUAGUACGAGUAUGUGAUGUACAAUUGACAUAAUAACAUGUGCCAUAAUAUAUAACGUAAUAAAAUUGUGCUACAACCUCA